Messenger RNA from Neolamprologus brichardi, 1346 nucleotides. The record is from RefSeq and is a predicted model, not a curated record. NCBI's taxonomy places the organism in Eukaryota, Metazoa, Chordata, Actinopteri, Cichliformes, Cichlidae.
AUAAAGCUGACUGGGGACAGGUUGAGAUCGAGGUGAAUGGGGGGAAGAGAGGAACCUCCUCUGUUUCCUUCACCUACAGGGACCCGAUGCCUGAGGAGGUGACGCCAAAUAGAGGUCCUAAAGCAGGGGGAACCCUCAUUACAAUCUCUGGACUAUUUCUGAAUGCUGGCAGUAAAGAAGAUGUCCAGGUUACCAUCGGAGGGGUGAACUGCAGUGUGGAGCACUUUGGAGAAAAUAUCACCUGCAGGACAGGAGAAUACCGCGUGGAUAAAGUGCCCUCUGACCCUCUCGACGUCGUAAUGAAGUAUGGAAAGAGAACCACAAAAACCAUCCCGGCUACCUUUCGGUUUGUUGAAAACCCCACUGUGCAGGAUCACCAGCCCAAAGCAAGCUUUGUCUGUGGAGGGAGGAACAUUGUGGUAACCGGCUCCGGAUUUGACAUAAUCCAGACUGCAAUCAUGAAGGUCCAGGGAAGCAACUGGUCGGCUUCAGAGCUUGCCCAUGAGAAGAACGACACAGUCAUCCAGUUUCAGUCUCCAACAGUAAACGGCUCCUUAAACCAGCACUUGAAAACAGUCAUCAAGCUGGACAACUGGGAGAAGGAGCUGAAGCCCUUUCACUACCACCCUAACCCCAGCUUCAAUAAUCUACAAAACAAGAUCAUCACUGCAAACAGCAUGAUUAUCGUUACUGGUCGGGGAUUCUCCAAAGCGAUGACAACUAAAGAAGCACAAGCCUUCGUAGGCGACGUUCAGUGUGUGGUCAACACCCUUCAGGAUGAUAAGCUGUUCUUGGAACCACCUUCCACCACGCCUGGUGCUCGUACUCGCGCCAAACAUCAGCACAGAGAGACUGGGUCGGAGGAUCUGGAGCUAAUGAUCAAGUUUGGGAAAGGGGAGUGGGUGGUCGACUCGGUGCAAUACGAGAAGAAGAAUGAUUUCCCGCUCUACAUCAUCAUCCCUGCUGUCAUUGUGCCCAUGCUGCUCAUCAUCACUAUCUCUGUGUACUGCUACAGGAGGAAGAGUCAGCAGGCAGAGAGGGAGUAUGAGAAGGUGAAACACCAGCUUGAGAACCUGGAGGAGAGUGUACGAGACCGCUGCAAGAAGGAAUUCACAGACCUAAUGAUUGAGAUGGAGGACCACACCAAUGACCUGAAUGAGGGACGAAUCCCUUUCCUGGACUACAAGACGUACACAGACCGAGUCUUCUUCCUGCCCUCUAAGGACGGCGCCAAUGAUGUAAUGAUCACAGGGAAGCUAGACAUACCAGAGGCUCGCAAGGCCACCGUGAUUCAGUCUCUCAACCAGUUCUCCAACCUCCUGAACUCCAAGACAUUCCUCAUUAAU